AUGGAUAACUCCAACCAUUCCACCAUUCGCGAGGAAUCCGACGGCAAGACAUACGAGGCAAUCCACCCAGAGGGACAGCAUGUGAAGCAUGACAACGAUAGUGUCCGCACAGCUUCAGUCGACAACGACGCAGCGCCAAACACACAACAAUUUAAUGAGAAGGGCUUCGUCGAUGUCCAAGGAGGAGUUAAUGUGCACAGGGCUGAGCAAGACUUUGCAGAGCUCUCCAAGGAGCUGUCGCGCACAAGCCAGGUCUCGCGCAGAUUGGAUCGCGUACAGAGUCGGCACAGCCGUAAAGAUCAAGCCGUCACAGAUGUUGAAAAGAGUGCUAUUGCAUCAUCAGACGCCUCCUCGGACGAGCCUUUCGACCUCGAGAAGACAUUGCGAGGCGGCCAAGAAGACCAGGAGGCUGCUGGAAUCAAGUCGAAGCGUAUUGGCGUUGUCUGGGACAAUUUGACUGUUUCUGGUAUUGGUGGUGUAAAGAACUAUGCAAAAACUUUCCCUGACGCCUUCGUAUCGUUCUUUAAUGUUUUCGAGACCGUCGCAAGCCUGCUUGGAAAAGGCAAGAAAGGAAAGGAAUUUGACAUUCUCAAAGACUUCAAGGGUGUGGUGAAGCCGGGCGAGAUGGUCCUGGUCCUCGGCAGGCCUGGAAGCGGAUGCACUUCAUUCUUGAAAGUCAUCAGCAACCAGCGCUAUGGAUACACCAAGGUGGACGGAAACGUACUCUACGGUCCUUUCGAUGCAGAUUUCUUCGAGAAGCGAUACCGUGGAGAGGCUGUGUACUGCGAGGAGGAUGUCGGUCAGACGCUAGAUUUUGCGCUCGAAACCAAGGUUCCUGGCAAGCGACCUGCGGGGCUUUCCCGUAAGGACUUCAAGGUGAAGGUCAUCGACCUGAUGUUGAAGAUGUUCAACAUUGAGCAUACCAGGAACACGAUUGUCGGCAACCCAUUCGUCCGCGGAGUAUCUGGAGGAGAGCGCAAGCGAGUGUCGAUUGCCGAGACUAUGAUUACUGGCGCAUCUCUCAUGUCUUGGGACAACUCAACCAGGGGUCUUGAUGCUUCGACUGCGGUGGACUACGCUCGUUCGCUGAGGGUUUUGACCAACAUUUACAAGACCACUACUUUUGUUUCUCUGUACCAGGCUUCCGAAAACAUCUACAAUUGCUUUGACAAGGUCCUAGUCAUCGACAGCGGACGACAGGUGUACUUCGGCCCUGCCAAGACCGCGCGUGCCUACUUCGAGGGUCUCGGUUUUCUCGAGAAGCCCCGUCAAACCACUCCUGACUACCUCACUGGAUGCACAGACCCCUUUGAGAGAGAGUUCAGGCCUGGUAUGACCGAGAAGGACGUUCCUUCGACACCCGAAGCACUUGCCGAAGCCUUCAACAAAUCUGAACACGCUGCGCAACUGGCUACUGAGAUGGAAGAAUACCGGGCUCGCAUGGCAGAGGAGAAGCACGUGUACGACGACUUCCAGACCGCCGUAGCGGAGAGCAAGCGCCACGCGCCCAAAAAAUCCGUCUACUCGAUACCCUUCUACCUACAAGUUUGGGCUCUUGCUAAACGCCAAUUCCUCCUGAAAUGGCAGGACAAAUUUGGUCUCGGUGUCUCCUGGUUCACUUCGCUCGUCAUUGCCAUCAUCACUGGUACCGUGUGGCUCAACCUCCCCAAGACCAGCGAUGGCGCUUUCACCCGUGGUGGUGUGCUCUUCAUUGCCCUCCUGUUCAACGCUUUCCAGGCCUUCUCUGAACUUGCUUCGACCAUGUUGGGCCGACCGAUUGUCAAUAAGCAUCGUGCGUUUUCGUUUCAUCGACCUUCCGCCCUGUGGAUCGCCCAGAUCGGUGUCGACCUGCUGUUCUCAUCCGCUCAAAUCCUGGUAUUCUCCAUCAUCGUCUACUUCAUGACGAACCUCUUCCGAGAUGCUGGAGCAUUCUUCAUUUUCUACCUGAUGAUUGUCACAGGCUACUUGGCCAUGACGUUGUUUUUCCGAACAGUAGGUUGUCUGUGCCCAGAUUUCGACGUUGCCAUCCGUCUCGCUGCUACUAUCAUCACACUCUUCGUUCUCACUUCGGGUUAUAUCAUUCAAUGGCAGUCCGAACAGGUUUGGCUGCGAUGGAUUUUCUACAUCAACGCGCUAGGUCUCGGCUUCUCGGCACUGAUGAUGAACGAAUUCAAACGCCUGACCCUGACAUGCGCCGGUACCUCUUUGAUUCCAUAUGGUCCCGGAUACAAUGACAUCAACGCACAAGUCUGUACUCUGCCCGGUAGCCGCGCAGGAUCAAUUGAAGUAUCAGGUACCGACUAUAUCAAAACCUCGUUCACGUACGACUCCAACGACUUGUGGAGAAAUUGGGGCAUCAUGAUCGUUCUCAUCGUCGCUUUCCUCCUCGCCAACGCCUUCCUUGGUGAAUUCGUCAAAUGGGGUGCUGGUGGCCGUACCGUUACCUUUUUCAUCAAGGAGACCAAGGAGCUUAAGGAACUAAAUGAGAAGCUCCGCGAAAAGCGUGAUAGGCGUAACUUGAAGGAAGAGCGGACCGAAGACAGCUCAGACCUCAACAUUACUUCCAAGGCUGUCCUUACAUGGGAAGAUCUCUGCUAUGACGUACCUGUCCCUUCUGGAGAGCUGCGAUUGCUGAAAAACAUCUUCGGCUAUGUCAAACCUGGCCAACUUACCGCGCUCAUGGGUGCUUCUGGUGCUGGAAAGACUACGCUUCUCGAUGUGUUGGCCAACCGCAAGAACAUUGGUGUCAUCUCUGGUGACAAGCUUGUGGAUGGAAAGACCCCAGGAAUUGCUUUCCAGCGUGGAACUGCCUAUGCCGAGCAACUCGAUGUUCACGAGCCUGCCACAACUGUCCGCGAAGCGCUGCGCUUCUCUGCUGAUUUGCGUCAACCGUAUGAGACCCCUCAGGCCGAAAAGUACGCUUACGUCGAGGAGGUCAUCUCUUUGUUGGAGAUGGAGGAUAUCGCGGAUGCCAUCAUUGGUGACCCAGAGACCGGUCUCGCCGUCGAACAGCGCAAACGUGUAACCAUCGGUGUCGAGCUUGCCGCCAAGCCUGAACUACUCCUCUUCCUGGACGAACCUACUUCUGGUCUCGACUCCCAGAGUGCCUUCAACAUCGUGCGUUUCCUCCGCAAGCUUGCUGCUGCUGGCCAAGCCAUUCUGUGCACUAUCCAUCAACCGAACUCCGCCCUUUUCGAGAACUUCGACCGCCUACUGCUUCUUCAGCGUGGUGGAACUUGCGUCUACUUUGGUGAAAUUGGCAAAGAUGCGCAUGUGCUUCUGGAUUACUUCCGCAGGAACGGUGCUGACUGCCCUCCAUCUGCCAACCCCGCUGAGUGGAUGCUGGACGCCAUAGGUGCUGGUUCUAGCCACCGUAUCGGAGACAAGGACUGGGCAGACAUCUUCCGGGACUCACCAGAGUUUGCUGAAGUCAAGCGCGAAAUCGCCGCGAUCAAGGAGCAGCGUGCCGCCGACGUGUCAUCGGCCGCAGAUGUCAUGCAGAAGGAAUACGCUACUCCAAUGUCCUUCCAGAUAAAGCAAGUCGUCAACCGCCAGAACCUCAGUUUCUGGAGGACUCCCAACUACGGCUUCACUCGCUUGUUCAACCAUGUCAUCAUCGCUCUACUUACCGGUCUCAUGUACUUGCAGCUCGACGACUCUCGCUCUUCGCUCCAGUACCGUGUUUUCAUCAUCUUUCAGGUCACCGUUCUCCCGGCCCUCAUUCUCGCUCAAGUCGAGCCCAAGUAUGCGAUUGCCCGUAUGAUCAGUUUCCGGGAGCAGAUGAGCAAGGCGUACAAGACAUUCCCCUUUGCGCUGUCCAUGGUCAUCGCCGAGAUGCCCAUACAGCAUCGAUACCAAUUCUUCAUCGUCCUCAUCACCGAGGUUUUCUCCGUCACGCUCGGCCAGGCUGUUGCGGCAUUGACACCCACGCCCUUCAUUGCCUCAUACGUCAACCCCUUCAUCAUCAUCAUCUUUGCCCUCUUCUGUGGUGUUACGAUUCCCAAGCCCCUAAUCCCCAAAUUCUGGCGCGUCUGGCUCUACGAGCUCAACCCCUUCACACGCCUGAUCGGCGGCAUGGUCGUGACCGAACUGCACGGCCGCAAAGUCGAAUGCACGCCCGGCGAAUACCAGCAAUUCCGCGCGCCCGAUGGCCAGAAUUGCGGUGAAUACAUGGCGGAUUUCUUCAGCAGCGGCGCGCCGGGCUACAUCCUGGACAACGCGACCAACGUAUGCAGGUACUGCGCGUACAAGGUCGGCGACGAGUUUUUCGAGCCGCUCGGGUUUUCGUUUAGCAAUCGAUGGAGAGAUUUGGGCAUUUUUGCUGCGUUUAUUGCGAGCAAUCUGGCCAUUUUGUUCUUGGCGGCAAGGUUUUUGAACUUUAACAGGCGAUGA
Molecule: messenger RNA, 4392 nt
Organism: Parastagonospora nodorum SN15
Lineage: Eukaryota; Fungi; Ascomycota; Dothideomycetes; Pleosporales; Phaeosphaeriaceae
Exons: 5
Coding region: 1-4392 (1463 amino acids)
Biological process (GO): transmembrane transport
Cellular component (GO): membrane
Molecular function (GO): ATP hydrolysis activity; ATP binding; ABC-type transporter activity
Source: RefSeq, a predicted model, not a curated record